AUGGACAUAAUUUGUUUCCUGCUAGUUAUUGCUGUGUCCAACAUUCAUGCGUAUGAUACUUUUUCUCAAUGUUUACGCGGGUGCAGCUGUGUAGAGGACCGACAUGGAAGGUCACUCAUAUGUAUGGAGGAGAGCGCGUUUGGGGCCAUACCAGAGAACCUUCCAGAUGAUAUGACCAAAAUACGAAUAGAGAAAUCUCACUUCACUGAAAUACCUCGUGGGGCUUUCUCAAAUACACCCUCCUUGGAGAACCUGUGGUUGAACUUUAAUGAUAUCACAGUGAUAAACUCGAAGGGUCUUGAGGGUUUGGGGAACUUGACCGAGCUCCGUCUGCAGGGGAACAAGCUGCGCUCAGUACCAUGGACAGCGUUCGAGGACACGCCAGCCCUCAAGAUCCUGGACCUGAAGCACAACCAACUGGACGUCCUACCGGAGCAUGCGUUAAAAUAUUUGCCAGGUCUGACUUACUUAGACUUAUCCUUCAAUCGACUUACGGUCAUAUCGAAGGAAGUCUUCCAAAACUGGCCUCUUUAUCAAAAACUACAGAGCAUGGAGGAGCUGGAGGCGACCGAGCCGAACGUCGUCCUGGCGCUCCACGACAAUGCCUGGCUCUGCGACUGUCGCCUCAAGGGCUUCGUGGAGUUUGUCAGGUCUCUGAGCCCCCCGAUUAUUCUGAUGAACUCCUACUUGACCUGCUCAGGGCCGGACUUUAGGUCGGGCAAGUUCUUCCACGAGGUAGACAUACAGGCCUGCAUGAAGCCGGUGGUCUCCACCUCGUCCUCCAACAUCAGCCUGCCGCAGGGCACGAACCUCACCCUGCGCUGCCUCGCCAAAGCCAGGCCAAGCCCGGCGGUGUGGUGGACAUAUGGCCUGAAGAUAAUCAGAGGAUUUCAUGAGUCUCAGGAAAGAAUGGAUGAAGACACUAUCAGAGCCCUCCUGGUGAUUCCCUCUCUCCAUGUGGCUGACCGUGGUGUCUACACCUGCAAUGCUGUCAACUUCAUGGGAAACUCCUCCAUCAAUGUCCAACUGGAGGUCCACUCUCUUGAUGGCCCCCAGUCACCACUCCUUCCUGGCUUCCCAGCUGCACCUGCUGCUGGUGAUGAAAACGUCUACAUCGACAUUCGCAUCGCCAAACAGACAGUACGUGGCAUCUCCAUCGAGUGGUAUGCUGCCUUGGACCACCCCACUGAAACCUGGUUCACUAUCCACUUUGGCCGUGCUGAUGUUAAUAAGAAGGAGAUGAUCUACAUUGGACCUGGGAUUCACGCAUACUCCGUCUCUGACCUGAUGCCUGCAACCAAAUAUGAAAUCUGUGUAACCAUUAAGAACCAGGCACCACGUCCUGGCCAGUGCAUUGUGUUUGUAACAGGAAGUGACAUUACUGAGAUGGAGCAAAGGGAGAAGCUGAUUCAUAUAGUGGUGAUAGUUUUAGCCAUGGUGCUGGCUGUGCCUAUUGGCAUGUAUGCCUGCACCACUGAUACUAAGUUUGCCUGUCUGGAAGGACUCAUGGACUCAUGGAAGAACCGACGGAGAGAAAGCAGCUCAUCAGGGGUGGAGAGGGAGAGGCAAGGCACCUUCGACAGCCUGCAGGCCGCCAGUGACGAGGACCUGGUCAACAAAGAUUCAAAUGACAACCGGAAGGUGAGGCGAAGGUCAGAGGACAGGCAGCAUAAAGGCAAAGCUGACCACAGCAGACUCACAGCUGAACUAUAUUAA
Molecule: messenger RNA, 1716 nt
Organism: Scomber japonicus (chub mackerel)
Lineage: Eukaryota; Metazoa; Chordata; Actinopteri; Scombriformes; Scombridae
Gene: lrit2
Product: leucine-rich repeat, immunoglobulin-like and transmembrane domains 2
Exons: 3
Coding region: 1-1716 (571 amino acids)
Molecular function (GO): protein binding
Source: RefSeq, a predicted model, not a curated record